AUGUCAAUUUCUGCACCAGUUGUGCCUGAGCUAAGUAGUGACAUCGACACUAGCAAUUUUGAUGAUCUGGAAGAAGAUAAGGGCGAGGAAGAAACAUUUCCUGUACCAAAGGCCUUUGUUGGCAAUCAGUUACCUUUCGUAGGCUUCACAUAUUACAGAGACUAUCAGAACUCAUCUGGUACUUCUAGACCAGCCAGUGACUGUAGAGAGAAUUCCACUGUAGACAAUAGUCAAGUUGAAAAUUUAAAAAAGACUGUUUAUGAACUUGAAGAGAAAUUACAUAGUGAAAUAAAACUAAAGGAUGAAUUGGAACAAAAAUGCAGGUCAGCAAACACAAAGUUAGAAAAAAUAACAAAGGAACUGGAUGAUGAGGUUAGUGCACAAAAAUGUUUAGAGGUUAAUGUGUCUCAGCUUGAAAAGGAAAAAAUUAUGCUACAGCACAAAAUCAAUGAAUACCAAAGGAAAGUGGAGCAAGAGGCUGAAAAGAGACGGAACUUGGAAAAUGAGGUAUCUACACUAAAGGAGCAACUUGAGGACUUAAAGAAAAUGAAUCAGAAUUCUCACAUUUCAAACGAGAAAAUAGUUCAGUUACAAAAACAAUUAGAAGAAGCGAAUGCUCUGCUGCGAUCUGAAUCUGACACAGCAGCGAGGUUACGGAGGAACCAAACUGACUUAACAAAGACCAUGAGCCAAUUAGAGAUUGUAAAUAGUGAACUGCAGGAGAGAAACCGAGUUUUAGAAAAUGCCAAACUACAGCUGGAGAAGGAUAUUAUCCAGCAUCAAUCUGCUUUGGAAUCUGAAAGAAGAGUUCGCAACCAGGGCUCAGAGAUGAUCAAUGAUUUGCAAGCUCGGACCACUUCUUUACAAGAAGAACUGAAAAUGAUUAAAAUUAACCUUUCAAAAGCGGAGAUGGAGAAGAAACAGGCACACGACAAGCUUAGCAACCUGGAAAAGGAAAAGAAUAAUAUGGAAAUAGACUUGAAUUACAAAAAUAAGAUGUUACAACAGCAGCUAGAUCAAGAAAUUACAGAGCACAAAGUAACUAAAGCACGAUUGUUAGAUGAGUAUGAGUCCAUAGAAGAAGCAAGAUCGGUGGCCAUGAACGAAAUGGAUAACAAGCUGAGAGAGGAGAGAAUGUCCAGACAGAGAGCAGAAAAUUAUGCGAUGGAAGUGGAGAAAAAGCUUUCUAUGUCGGAAGUUGACUUAAAGCAGUUCCAACAAAAAGUGGAGCAGCUCAGUAAGCAAAAAGAGAGAUUGGAAGAUGAGGUGAAGAAUCUGGCACUACAGCUGGAUCAAGAGAUGAAUAAACAAGAAAUGACAAAGAGUGAACUGAAGGCCCAGUCGUUGGAAGCAGACAAUCUGAAAGGCUCAGAGAAGCAGUUGAAACAAGAGAUCAAUUCAUUGUUGGAGUCCAAGCGGUCGCUCGAAUUCCAGCUGGCACAGCUCUCAAAGCAAUAUCGAGGAAAUGAGGGUCAAAUGCGGGAACUCCAGGACCAGCUUGAGGCAGAGCAGUAUUUUUCUACUUUGUAUAAGACUCAGGUUAAGGAGCUGAAAGAAGAAAAUGAAGAGAAAAACAGAAUAAAUAGUGAACUACAAAAGAGGAUGCAAGAGCUCAUCAGUGAAAGGGAUUCAUUAUCUUCACAAAUGGAUCUAACUAUAACUAAAGCAGAUUCUGAGCAGCUUGCUCGAGCUAUUGCAGAGGAUCAAUGUAAUGAACUUGAUCAGGAAUUGAAGAAAGCAACAGCACGACAUAAACAGGAGCAGAAUGAGAAAGACAACACCAUUAUCUUACUAGAGGAAUCAAAUAGAACCUUGACCAAAGAUGUAGAAAACCUAUCAAAGGAGAAAGCAGAACUCGAUGAAAAACUGAGGACUAUGGGAGAAGAGUCACAGAAGAGGAGGGAGGAAGACCUAAAUAACAUGAAAACCCAUUAUGAAAAGAUAAUUGGCCAAGAACGUACACUGAAAACACAAGCUGUUAAUAAACUUGCUGAGAUUAUGAACCGAAAAGAUAUAAAAGUGGACCGAAAGAAAGCAAAUACAGCAGAUGUCCGGAAAAAAGAAAAGGAAAACAAAAAAUUGCAACUGGAAUUGAACCAAGAGAGAGAGAAAUACAGUCAUAUGGUUGUGAAGUAUCAGAAGGACCUAAAUGAAAUGCAGGCACAAUUAGCGGAGGAAUCUAACCUUCGUACAGAGCUUCAAAUGCAACUUGAUAGUAAGGACAGUGAUCUUGAGCAACUUCGUUCUAAGCUUCAAGAUCUCCAACUUCGUAUGGAUAGCACAAGUGUAUCCAGUUUACAGACUGAGGAUUUGGAUGGAAAUGUAACUGAAACCAGGAUGGAGGGCUGGUUAUCGAUACCAAACAGGGCAAACAUCAAAAGAUAUGGAUGGAAAAAACAGUAUGUCGUGGUCAGCAGCAGAAAAAUACUAUUUUACAAUGAUGAAUUGAAUAAAGAGCAAUCAAAUCCAUCCAUGGUACUGGAUAUAGACAAAUUAUUCCAUGUUCGUCCUGUAACACAAGGUGAUGUAUACAGGGCAGAAACUGGUGAAAUUCCUCGAAUAUUCCAGAUAUUAUAUGCCAAUGAGGGUGAAUGUCGGAAAGAUGUAGAAGUAGAAGCUGUGCAGUCAGUUGAAAAACCUGACUUUAUAUCUCAUAAAGGUCAUGAAUUCAUUCCUACACUCUACCAUUUUCCUACUAAUUGUGAAGCUUGUGCAAAGCCUCUAUGGCAUGUCUUCAAACCACCAGCUGCACUGGAAUGCAGGCGAUGCCAUGUUAAGUGCCAUAAGGAUCAUUUGGAUAAAAAGGAAGAUGUGAUUGUGCCAUGCAAAGUGAAUUAUGACGUUAGCACAGCCAGGGAAAUAUUGCUACUGGCAUGCUCUCAGGACGAACAGAAAAGAUGGAUUGGACAUUUAGUGAAGAAGAUUCCUAAGAAUCCACCAGCCUCCACCUUUGUGCGUGCUUCUCCUAGGACUUCUUCCACAAGAUCAGCAGCAAACCAAUCUUUUCGCAAACCUGCCAAACAUGUUGUCCCAAUCAAGCCCAGCUAACCUCCAGUGGAAUAGGGUCAAAGAUUCUUUACGAAACCAGUUUUUUGAAGGUCACAAAGUAGUGCAAAACGGAUUUGAUUCCUUCCAAUGCAAACAUUACAAAUGUCAGGGUUGCAAUUUUUGUUUAACCCUUGCCUCCAUUCCCCAGUUCCCCAAUCCUGCUGUGAUCUAAGUAUGGAGAAGACUAUUCACUGUGUUACCCACAUUACCAUAGUUUUUCUUUUAACAAUUGCAAUGGAUAAAGCAUAGCUAUAAAUAAGAUGCUUUUUUUUUUCCUGUAAAACACCAAGAUAGAUCAUUGUGAAAUUGCUCACUGAGCUUUCAUUAUUGUAUCAUUUAAAUAAGUAAGGGAUAGGGCAGUUGCACUUGCGGGAAUAACUUUAUGCUAAUUUGGAGGGAAGGUGUGGAAUCAAAGUACUGAAAAUACAAGAAGGGGACAAGAUGGAACUACUUUGAAGAUGGUCUAAAAUGCUUGAGAAGAUCAAUGAUGUCUUGAAUCUGUCACGCCUUCAGUUUAGAUCUAUUGAGAGAUCUCAGGCCUAAAAUCUUUUGCAUUUAAGAUGGCAAAGUUUGGUGAACUUAUAUAAGUAUUUAGAAAUUUUACUGUUCCAAAUGCUUCAAAUGAAAAUGUGUGGAACUGAGAAAAAUGAACAAUGUUUCACUCUUGAUCUAGGCAUUUUUGCUAAGCCAUAGUGGUUCAUGAUUGAUGAACAGCUAGAAAUAACAGAAGCAUGAGGAAAGUAACAACAACUCAGAGCAAUCAGGAUUGUGACUAUACUGGGGUACACACAUUUUGUAAUUUUAUAAAUAUAUUGCCUUAUAAUUGCAAAUAGAUUCUUAUCAGAUGGUGGACAACAUUAACUUAACAGAUAAAUUGUGCACUGUUUUAAAACAUAAAUUAUUCUGCUGAAGACACUUUAACAGGAAUAAUGUCCUGUUAGUGCCUUGAUUUUGAAGAACUUUUACUGCCAUAUACUUAAUGCAUCAUAAUUUCAAAUAACUGCAUCUACGUAAACAUUUUCCUUUGGAUUGUGAAAUGUAUUUUAAAGAUUUUAUUUUGGAUAUAAUUUUGAAUGGAAUGUGAUGGUGAAUAAACUGCCUGUAAAGAGUGGGAAUUAUUCAUAGGAAAAUAUGCAGGAAACUUGAACUGUAGAAGGCAUUAAUUAAGAUUUGUUUCUGUGAAUUAUUUCAGGAGUCACUCCCGUAAUAUAGGAAUUGUUGUAUUUGCUGUUUUAUUUCUUGCCAGUCGACAGGAACACAUUCAAGAUAUGGUUUACUUCACCCAGUACCUCCCAAAAUAAUUUAUAAUAGCUUUGCAGUUACAUGUAUUAAAGCACUGGAAAUUGGAUCUCUGUUUUAGGAUGACGCAUGUUUUAAAUGAUACUGAAUGUCGCACUGAUGGGUAUGUACCAAUAAACAUAUCUUAACUACA
This is a messenger RNA of Rhincodon typus (whale shark), 4480 nucleotides long. Its product is annotated as rho-associated protein kinase 1. The transcript has 25 exons. The record is from RefSeq and is a predicted model, not a curated record. NCBI's taxonomy places the organism in Eukaryota, Metazoa, Chordata, Chondrichthyes, Orectolobiformes, Rhincodontidae. Gene Ontology annotation, biological process: cortical actin cytoskeleton organization; peptidyl-threonine phosphorylation; regulation of cell junction assembly. Gene Ontology annotation, molecular function: ATP binding; small GTPase binding; Rho-dependent protein serine/threonine kinase activity. Gene Ontology annotation, cellular component: cytoskeleton; cytoplasm. The coding region runs from base 1 to 3048 and encodes 1015 amino acids.